AUGUGUGGUAUCUUUGCUGCUUUCAGGCACACAGACGUGCAGGAAUAUAGGCCUCAUGCCUUGCAACUUUCCAAGAGAAUUAGACAUCGUGGUCCUGAUUGGUCUGGUAACGUUGUUAAGAAUUCUACCAUCCUGGUUCAUGAAAGAUUGGCUAUUGUCGGGUUAGAAUCAGGUUCUCAACCUAUCAAGAGUCCUUGCGGCAACUACACACUAUGUGUUAACGGUGAAAUCUACAACCAUAUUCAAUUGAGAGAAGAAUGUUCCGAUUAUCCAUUCCAAAGUUUGAGUGAUUGUGAACCAAUUAUUCCACUAUAUUUGAAAUACGGUCUUGAUGCACCAAAGAAAUUAGACGGUAUGUUUGCAUGGUGUCUCUAUGAUUCCAAGGAAGAUCGUAUUGUGGCCGCUAGAGACCCAAUCGGUAUAACAACGCUUUACAUGGGUAAGUCGAGCAAGAGUCCUAAAACGAGAUUUUUCGCAUCUGAGUUAAAGUGUUUGAUCGAUGACUGCGAUGAAAUUGUUGCAUUCCCUCCAGGCCACGUCUACGACUCAAAGUCUGACCAAAUUACUCGUUAUUUCAACCCACAAUGGUUGGAUGAAUCCUACAUGCCAUCUACUCCUCUUGAUUACAAGGUCUUGAGACAUAGUUUGGAGAAAUCCGUUAGAAAGAGACUAAUGGCUGAAGUUCCAUAUGGUGUCCUUCUAUCUGGUGGAUUAGAUUCUUCAUUAAUUGCAUCCAUUGCAGCUCGUGAAACUGAACGUGCCAAUGAAGAACUAGACCCUGUUAACUAUGAUUCUGAAGAAAAACAUCUAGCAGGUAUUGAUGCUCAAGGUAAUUUGCACACAGGUGGUUGGUCACGUCUACAUUCAUUUGCCAUUGGUCUUCCAGGUGCUCCUGAUCUAUUGGCGGCUCGUAAGGUCGCUAAAUUCAUCGGUUCAUUGCACCAUGAACACACUUUCACUUUACAAGAAGGUUUAGAUGCCUUGGACGAUGUCAUUUACCAUUUGGAAACUUACGAUGUGACUACUAUUAGAGCAUCAACUCCAAUGUUUUUACUAUCAAGAAAGAUUAAGGCCCAAGGUGUUAAAAUGGUUCUAUCCGGUGAAGGUUCUGAUGAAAUCUUUGGUGGUUAUCUAUAUUUUGCCCAAGCUCCAUCUGCUAAGGAAUUUCAAGCUGAAUGUGCGUCCCGUGUUAAGAACUUGCAUUUAGCUGAUUGUCUAAGAGCAAACAAGUCUACUAUGGCUUGGGGAUUAGAAGCUAGAGUUCCAUUCUUGGAUCGUGAUUUCUUGAACCUCUGUAUGGAAUUGGACCCUAAUGAAAAAAUGAUUAAGCCAGAAGAAGGCCGUAUCGAGAAAUACAUCCUACGUAAGGCCUUUGAUACAACGGAUGAACCUAAUGUUAAACCUUAUUUACCAGAAGAUAUUCUUUGGAGACAAAAGGAACAAUUUUCUGACGGUGUCGGUUACUCUUGGAUCGAUGGUCUAAAGGAUGCUGCUGAAGAAGCAAUUUCUGACGAAAUGUUGGCGACUCCACGUCCAGAAUGGGGUGAUGAUCAACCAACUACCAAAGAAGCUUAUUGGUACCGUCUCAAGUUUGAUAAAUUCUUCCCAAAGAGUGCCGCUAAUACCGUGAUGCGUUGGAUCCCUAAGGCUGACUGGGGCUGUCACGGUGAUCCUUCUGGUCGUUUUGCCAAGAUUCACGAACAACACAUCGACAAUUAG
Messenger RNA from Zygosaccharomyces rouxii, 1719 nucleotides. RefSeq names its product asparagine synthase (glutamine-hydrolyzing) 1 (gene ASN1). Gene Ontology annotation, cellular component: cytosol. NCBI's taxonomy places the organism in Eukaryota, Fungi, Ascomycota, Saccharomycetes, Saccharomycetales, Saccharomycetaceae. The record is from RefSeq and is a predicted model, not a curated record. The transcript has a single exon. Gene Ontology annotation, molecular function: asparagine synthase (glutamine-hydrolyzing) activity. The coding region runs from base 1 to 1719 and encodes 572 amino acids.